This is a messenger RNA of Ruditapes philippinarum (Manila clam), 2328 nucleotides long. RefSeq lists its product as uncharacterized. Lineage: Eukaryota; Metazoa; Mollusca; Bivalvia; Venerida; Veneridae. The transcript has a single exon. Bases 1 to 2328 code for a protein of 775 amino acids. The record is from RefSeq and is a predicted model, not a curated record.
AUGAAACGAGUAUCAAUACCAAUAUUCACGGGUUCUAAGAAAGAGUAUGAAUUUUGGAAAGCUGCAUUUACAGCUUGUAUAGAUAAAACCGAGGCAAGUGCUGAAUAUAAAUUUUUACAAAUGCGGCAAUAUCUAAGAGGGGAAGCUUUGAAGUCUAUAGAAGGACUUGGUCAUAGUGAAAUUGCUUAUGAAAAAGCAAAAGAGAGACUUGAAAGGAAAUUUGGAGGAAAACGAAGAAUUGUGAAUAAAUUCUUAGACGAGAUAGAACAAUUUCCACCCAUAAGAUAUGAAAACGCUAAGAAUAUAGAACAAUUUGCAGAUUUACUGGAUGUAGCCAUUGUCAACAUUAAAGAAACAAAUGCUGAAGAUUUACAAAGUGGGUUCAUGUAUUCACAGUUGUUAAAAAAGCUCCCUGAAUCAAUGAUUGCGAGAUAUCAAAGAUGGAUAUAUGAAAAAGAAGAGAUAGAAUCAGUAGAGAUAUUAAAUGAAUGGAUACUGAAGGAAGCAGAAUUCCGAACAAUAGCUAUGGAAACAAAAUUUGGUCUUGAUGGGAAGUUCGAGAAACCUAAGGAUCAACGGUCGUUCUUCGGUAACAUGAGACAGUCACAGAGGGAGUGUAAGCUGUGUCACAUGUCACAUGGAAUAUGGGAUUGUAAAGCAAUGAAGGAACUUUCAGUGAAAGAUAGAUGGGAGAAAGCAAAAUCUUUAAAGUUAUGUUUUCGUUGUCUAGGGAACAAUCAUUCUGGUAGAACAUGCAAAAGAGUAAAAAAGUGCGGAAUAAAUGGUUGCUUGAAAAUUCAUCACAGACUGUUGCACCAGCCAUAUUUAAAUCCUGAAGCUGUAGUGUUUAGCCCUGGUGAAAAUAAACAGAAUACUUUGCAAAGCCAACAUAAUACAAACGGUCAGACAUUUACAAGUCAGGCAUAUACAAGUACAUGUACACAAAAUGUUUAUGUAGCACUUCGUACAGUUCCAGUUCUGUUGUAUGCCAAUGGUCGAGAAAUUCCAAUUUAUGCAUUAUUAGACGAUGGGAGUACUAGGUCAUAUUUAAAUGAAGAUGUUGCGAAAGAAUUAGGAGUAAGUUCAGAGUACGAGACUGUAAAAGUGAACACUUUGAAUGGAAAAUCUGUAAAUCUUGAUACAAUGUGUGUGAACUUUCAACUAAGCAGUUUAAAUAGAGACAUUAAAAUUAACAUGGAAGCCCAUACAACACAAAAAGUAACAGGGAACUUGAGACCAGUAGACUGGACAAAGUAUUGCGAUCAGUGGCCGCACUUAAAAGGAAUUCAAUUUCCAUCAAUAGGACAUCGCCAAAAAGUUGAUCUUUUAAUUGGGAUAGAUUAUUUAGAGCUACACAGGUCGUUGCAAGAAAUUAGUGGACCGGAAGGUUCACCUUCAGCCAGAUUGACUCCUUUAGGUUGGACAUGUGUCGGCCCAGUACCAAUGAAAGAUGAGGAAAUCAAUUUAUUUACAUUUCAUAUGAUGGACACUGUGAAGAAAGAUGGUGAGAUAAAUGAGAUUCUUAAAAGGUUUUGGGAAUUGGAAGAAAUUGAGGGUAAGCAGGGAACUAGUUUGAGUGUUUCUGAUGAGAAAAUAAUGAAAAUGAUGAAAAGUGAAAUCGUAUAUGAUGAAGAAAGCAAUAGGUACCUGGUUCCAGUACCUUGGAAAGAAAACCAAAGUGAAUUGAAAAAUAACUAUGAAAUGGCAUUUGAAAGAUUGAAAAGCACAGAAAGAAAACUGAAUGCAAAUGCUGAUCUAAAAGCUUGCUAUGGUGAUAUUAUUAACAAUUAUGAAAAGAAAGGUUAUAUUUCUAAACUGACUGAAAGUGAUUUAAAAAAUACGCAAUGGACAUUGCCACAUUUUCCAGUUAUACGUCUUGAUAAGGAAACUACAAAAGUUCGGAUUGUUUUUGAUGCCUCAGCCAAGCAUAACUCGCUGUCAUUGAAUGACGUGAUUCAUCAGGGACCGAAAUUGCAAAACGAUCUAUUUGAAGUAUUGCUCAGAUUUCGAAGAAAUGCUAUUGCCAUAAUUUGUGACAUUCAGGAAAUGUACUUGCAAGUAGAAUUAUCACCUCCAGACAGACUUUAUCAUAGAUUUCUUUGGAGAGAAUCACCAAAACAUCCAGUAGAGACAUAUGAAUUUAAUAGACUUGUUUUCGGUGUUAAUGCAUCGCCAUUUUUAGCACAGUACGUCACCCAGCUUAAUGCCAACCAAUUUGAAGAGAAAUAUCCUCUUGCAGCAGAAACAGUCAUAAAUUGCACAUAUAUGGAUGAUAGUAUGAAUUCCGUGGAAAAUGAAGUAAAGGAAUUGAUUUGUACAAUGAAUUGA